AGACAUAUCCAGUGCCUCACUCUAUACAUGACUGGCUGUACUCUAACACAUAUAUCACUGGUUUAUGUGUCUACAGUGUUGUGUUGUGUAAUAAUAUUAUUACAGUAAUACCAGUGUUUUUUGUUGUUGGUGUAUAUGUGAGCUAUCGGUGCCGUCAACUAAAGCAAUGGCCGGAUCCAAGUUUCAGUACGACGAAAGUGGCGGCACUUUCUUCUACUUUUUGCUAUCAUUUCUGGCACUGGUUGUCAUUCCCUGUACUUACUAUUUCUGGCCAAAGUCACCGAAAAAAGAUGACAACAAGAAGGACAGAAAGCAGUGUCAUUGCGAACAAUGCGCUCAUAAGCAGAGUUAUCUGAAUAAUAAGGAACCCUUCCUCAAAAUCAAGAACAGAAUCAUCAAACUACUGUUAAUCUUUGGAUGGUUAGCACUGUUUGUCUGCGCUUACAAAGUGGGACAUCUGACCAAUGACUAUAUCAAUUGGGAUCCGUUUGAGAUUUUACAGAUUGAUCCGGGUUCGUCGACCUCAGAGAUUAAGAAAGCCUAUCGUCGACUGAGUCUUAUCUACCAUCCGGACAAAGAAACCGGUGAUGAGAAGAAAUUUUUGAAGAUAGCCAAAGCAUAUGCGGCGCUUACGGAUGAGGAAGCGCGCAAAAACUGGGAAACAUAUGGCAAUCCCGAUGGUCCCGGAGCUAUGUCUUUUGGUAUAGCACUUCCCUCUUGGAUUGUCGAGAAGGAAAACUCUUUUCUUGUGCUCGGCUUAUAUGCGCUCGUCUUUAUGAUUGCAUUGCCUGUUGCUGUCGGUAUUUGGUGGUACCGUUCCGUCAAAUACGGCGGCGAUCAGGUGCUGUUAGACACGACACAACUUUACUAUUAUUUUAUUCACAAAACACCUCAAAUGAUACUCAAAAGAGUGCUAAUGGUUUUGGCGGCCAGUCUUGAGUUUGAACGCAAUCAUAACAGCGAAGUCAUCGAACGGCCGUCAGAUAAUGAAGAAGUGCCACAAUUGAUGAAAAUGUUGCCCAAUUUGGGCGAGAAAAACAAGGAACGGCCACUUUGUUUCACUUAUAGUAUCAAAGCUCGUGCCCUUCUUCACGCUCAUCUGAGUCGUAUGAAUUUACCACCCAAUUCGCUAGAGAUCGACAAAAUAUAUAUUGUGUCCAAAGGUCCAUAUCUUUUACAAGAGUUUGUUCAGUGUGUGUCACAGUUAACAAUGCUGGCACUGGCCGGUCGUAUUGCAAGAAUACCCAAUUUGGAUACAUUGGAGAACGCUAUGAAAUUGAGUGCUCUGAUAGUUCAGGCUCUCUGGGACUCCAAGAACUCAUUGUUACAGUUGCCAAACAUUGGCGAAGAUAUGUUAAGACAUUUUACAACACGUAAGAGGAAUGUCCGAAGUAUUCGGCAAUUGGCAGCCAUGAAAUCAGAUGAACGAAGAUCGAUGUUAAGGAAUCUUUCAGAUGAACAAUACGAUGAUGUUAUGAAUGUCGUCUCGAAGAUGCCUUUGCUUGAGAUUGAUGUCCGAUCUGAAGUACUUGACGACGAAGACGCUGGAAAUAUAACUGCCGGCGCUAUUGUUACCGUCACUGUGACACUCUGUCGACAGAAUAUGUCUGUUUUAUUUGACAAAGAGUUAAUCGAAGAGAAAAGUUCUAUCGAUAAUGAAGAAGAGUUUGAUGAAAAAGAAAAUCUACUGUUGGGUGACACCGAUGGCAAAGUCGGUAACAACGAGACAAAGAAACCUAAAGCCUGGGAAAAGCAAACAAAAGGGAAGAAAAAGGGAGGAAAAGGAACCAAAAGCAAGAAACCACAGAAGAUUGUGAAGAAGAAACCACAAAAUCAGAGCCAAAAUAAGGAGACCACAGAAGCCAACAAUAGCCAGGCAUUAGCCGCCGUCAAGAACUCACAGAAAACUAAGAAAGAAGACGAAGAGAGUGAUGAGGAUAGAAGUGAUAAAGGAUCGGAUGAAAGUGAUUCAGAAGGUGAAGAAUCCGACAAUAAUAAACAGGUUAAAGCACAGGAGCAGGACGUUAGCGAACCAGAAGAUGAUGACAAUUGGGAUGACUUCCAGAGUAAUGUAUCGAAAAAGAAGGAAGUGUUGGAAGGAAAGUCAAAACAAUCGCAUUCUGUUCACUGUCCAUACUUUCCUGAAGACAAACAAGAAUAUUGGUGGAUAUAUUUGGCGGAUAAAAAACGAAAAGCUCUUAUAACUGUUCCAUAUUUAAUGACAAAUCUGGUCGAGAAAGAAGACGUCGAACUUAAGUUUACGGCGCCAUCAAAACCAGGACAAUACACCUAUUCUGUGAUCGUUCGAAGCGAUUCUUAUGUCGAUUUCGAUAUCUCUAAGAUUAUCAAACUUGACGUAAAGGAAGCGCCAAAACAAAUAGAAAGUCACCCGCAAUGGGACAUCUCUGAAGACGAGGAAGAGGUAAACAAAGACGAAGACAGUGCGGUUGAAGACUCAGAUUUGGUUAAUAGUACGGAUGAAAGUGAUGACGAUUUAGACGAUUAAAACUAAUUUUAUACAUUGAUUGUAAAAUUAAUUGUUUUUUAUAUACAGUAUAUAUAUAUUAAAAAAAUUGCUCGUAAAAAAUUUAUG
This is a messenger RNA of Oppia nitens, 2593 nucleotides long. RefSeq names its product translocation protein SEC63 homolog (gene Sec63). The transcript has 5 exons. Gene Ontology annotation, cellular component: Sec62/Sec63 complex. NCBI's taxonomy places the organism in Eukaryota, Metazoa, Arthropoda, Arachnida, Sarcoptiformes, Oppiidae. Gene Ontology annotation, biological process: post-translational protein targeting to endoplasmic reticulum membrane; SRP-dependent cotranslational protein targeting to membrane. The record is from RefSeq and is a predicted model, not a curated record. Bases 167 to 2506 code for a protein of 779 amino acids. Gene Ontology annotation, molecular function: RNA binding; transmembrane protein transporter activity.